Gordionus sp. m RMFG-2023 is the source of this 3660-nucleotide messenger RNA. RefSeq names its product ATP-citrate synthase-like. Gene Ontology annotation, biological process: tricarboxylic acid cycle; fatty acid biosynthetic process; citrate metabolic process. Gene Ontology annotation, cellular component: cytosol. The transcript is spliced from 25 exons. NCBI's taxonomy places the organism in Eukaryota, Metazoa, Nematomorpha, Gordioida, Chordodea, Parachordodidae. Gene Ontology annotation, molecular function: ATP citrate synthase activity. The record is from RefSeq and is a predicted model, not a curated record. Bases 104 to 3490 code for a protein of 1128 amino acids.
AAUUUUUAAAAGCGAAUUGAAUUUUGCUUGCGUUUAGCAAAUAUUAUUUACUAUCAUUUUCAUUACCAUUCUAUAUAAAAAUAUUUAGAUUUCCUGAUUACAAAUGUCUUCCAGAGUUAUAUUUGAAGCCAAAGGAAAAGAGUUACUUAACAAAUAUGUUCUUACUAAUAAUACUCCUGAUCAUAAUUUAAUUGCAUCAAUAUCUACUCCCGAAUGUGAUUUCAAUGCUCUGGCCAAAAAUCAACCAUGGUUAUUAACAGAAAGGUUAGUUGUGAAACCUGAUCAAAUGAUCAAGAGAAGAGGAAAAUUAGGAUUGAUUAAGCUUGAUACAAAUUAUAAAGAUGCGUGUGAUUGGAUUUUAGACCUUACAAGCAAAGAGCUACAAAUCGGUAAUUCGAAAGGGUAUUGCAACUAUUUUAUCAUAGAAAAAUUUUUCCCGCAUAAAGAGGAGGACGAAAUGUACGUUUGCAUAUGUUCGCAUAGAAACGGCGAUUAUUUGAUGUUUUGUCCCAGGGGAGGUAUAGAUGUUGGAGAUGUCGAUUCUAAGGCGUUAAAAAUGGAUAUUCCAAUCGAAACCUUUCCUACCGCAUCUGAGAUCGAAAAAAAGUUACUCCAGGAUAUUAGCCCUAAAAAAAGACCGACGUUGGCUCUAUUUUUGGAGACGUUGUUCAAAUUUUACUCUGAUCUCUAUUUUACUUAUCUUGAAAUCAACCCGUUGGUGAUGAAAAGCGAGGAUAAUUCCAUAUGCGCUCUGGAUGUGGCAGCCAAAAUUGACACAUGCGCCGAGUACCUUUGCAAAGCGAAAUGGGGUGAAAUGACCUAUCCCCCGCCUUUUGGUCGUAGGGCUUAUCCCGAAGAAGAAUACAUCAGGGACCUUGAUGCUAAAAGUGGGGCCUCUCUGAAAUUGACUAUUUUGAAUCCUAACGGCAGGAUUUGGACUAUGGUGGCAGGUGGAGGGGCAUCAGUCAUAUACAGCGAUACGAUUUGUGACCUGGGUGGGGCCGACGAUCUAGCCAAUUAUGGAGAAUAUUCUGGGGCUCCUAGCGAGUCCCAAACCUAUGAGUACGCCAAAACCGUUUUAUCUCUCAUGACUAGAAAUCCGAGAGAAGGUGGCAAAGUGCUCAUUAUAGGAGGAGGUAUAGCAAAUUUCACUAAUGUGGCCUCCACCUUCAAAGGCAUAGUAAGAGCCUUGACCGAAUUCCAUUCCGACCUGUGUAAAGUCAGUGCUAAGAUUUAUGUCAGGAGAGCUGGGCCUAAUUAUCAAGAGGGAUUACGGAUCAUGAAAAAUUUGGGCAAAACUUUGAAAGGAGUUCCCAUAUACGUAUACGGUCCUGAGACCCACAUGACAGCUAUAGUUGGAAUGGCCCUUGGCGUAACAGAUAUCGCACCUGAACCCUUACCCUCUGAAACGACGGCUAAUUUCUUGCUUUCCAGUGGAAUGAAAAAUGGUCCCGAACUGGGUAUUAGUAAUACAUGCCCAGGUUCGUUAGGUAAAGAAAACAUAUCCAACGUCAGUGUUGCUGGAGAUUGCGCUAGCAAAAAGAAAGAAAAACAGUCAUCAUCUGUGAUGCCUAAUCAUGUCCACAUAAUACAGGCAAAAGAGGACUACCUUUUGUUCACGAAAAAUACUCGUUCUAUAAUAUGGGGUCUCCAGCUGAGGGCCGUUCAAAGCAUGCUUGAUUUCGAUUACUCCUGUUCUAGAAUUAAUCCUUCCGUCUCAGCCAUGGUAUACCCUUUCACUGGCGAUCACAGUGCUAAAUUUUAUUGGGGCCACAAAGAAAUUUUGAUUCCGGUUUAUGCGAAAAUGGAGGAUGCCAUGAAAAAGCACCCUGACACAGAUGUCUUGAUAAACUUCGCUUCUCUCCGAUCCGCUUAUGAGAGUACCUUGGAAUGCAUGAAAUACCCCCAGAUUCGAACCAUAGCCAUAAUCGCUGAGGGGAUACCAGAAAACUUGACUAAAUCUCUUAUAGCCCAUGCCUUGAAGCUCAAGAGUAAGGAAAGAUCGGCCGUCACCCUCAUAGGACCUGCUACUGUUGGCGCCAUCAAGCCUGCUUGCUUCAAAAUAGGUAACACGGGUGGUAUGCUUGACAACGUUCUAGCUUCCAAAUUAUAUAGGCCCGGAUCUGUGGCCUACGUUAGUCGGUCAGGUGGUAUGUCCAACGAACUUAAUAAUAUUCUCUCAAGAAAUUCGGAUGGGGCCUACGAAGGAGUUGCCAUAGGAGGGGAUAGAUACCCGGGCACAACUUUUUUGGACCACUUGAUAAGGUUUCAAGCGGAUCCUGAUGUUAAGAUGAUGGUCGUUCUCGGGGAGGUAGGUGGGGUGGAAGAAUACAGAAUCUGCGACGCCCUAAAGAACAAGAAAUUGACAAAGCCUCUCGUGGCAUGGUGUAUAGGAACGUGCGCUAAUAAGUUCAAUUCCGACGUUCAAUUUGGUCAUGCUGGCUCAAUGGCCGAGGCUGAAGCGGAAACGGCUACUGCUAAGAAUCGAGCCUUGAAAGAGUGCGGCGCAAUAACACCAUCUAGUUUCGACACCUUGGGUGAGGUUAUAAGAGAAACUUUCCAAUCGCUCGUCAAAGAAGGCAAGAUAGAGAUCAGGAAGGAGACGGCUCCUCCAACCGUACCAAUGGAUUACGAUUGGGCUUGCGAGCUGGGACUAAUCCGUAAACCGGCUUCCUUUAUGACCUCAAUUUGUGAUGAACGUGGUCAGGAAUUACUAUAUGCAGGCAUGCCUAUAACCCGCAUAUUUGAACAAGGGUUGGGUAUAGGAGACGUUAUUAGCCUGCUCUGGUUCCAAAGGAGACUGCCUUAUCACGCGGCUCGUUUCAUAGAGAUGUGCUUAAUUUUAACCGCAGACCAUGGGCCAGCAGUUAGUGGAGCCCACAAUACUAUAGUGUGCGCUAGGGCCGGAAAGGAUUUAGUCUCUUGCUUAGCUUCUGGCCUUUUGACUAUCGGCGAUAGGUUUGGCGGGGCCUUAGACGCAGCAGCUAAACAAUUUAGUCAAGCUUAUUAUGACCAAAGGAUGAUAGCUAUGGAAUUUGUUAACUCUACUCGCAAGGAAGGCAAACUCAUUAUGGGCAUAGGGCAUCGUGUUAAAUCGCUGAAUAAUCCUGACCAACGGGUAGUAAUCUUGAAGGAAUACGCUAAAAGUCAUUUACGUCCCACUCCAUUACUCAAUUACGCUCUGGAAGUUGAAAAAAUUCUCACUUCCAAGAAACCCAAUUUAAUAUUAAACGUGGACGGUGCUAUAGGCGUAAUUUUUGUGGACAUUUUGCGUCAUUCCGGUUGUUUUACCCCAGAAGAAGCUAGGGAUUACGUCGAAUACGGAGCUUUGAACGGGAUAUUUGUAUUAGGAAGGUCGAUGGGAUUUAUAGGUCAUUAUUUGGAUCAAAAGCGAUUGAAACAGGGAUUAUACAGACAUCCUUGGGACGAUAUAUCUUACGUGAUGCCUGAGAUAUCACAUGAAAAUUUUAAUGCAUCAAAUUUAGCAUAGAAAAUGUUAACUCAAUAAUUUAAAAAAUCUUGUCAUAUACAUUUAAUUAUCUAAUUAUUUAGCCAAAUAUUUUUUUAUACGGUUGAUUAUUUGCAAAAAGUAAUUGUUUUUGAUAUAAUUUGUAAUCAUUAUGCAUAUUAUAUAUAUAUGUAUAUUAGUUUUUAACACCA